CUGCUCUCUUCUCCUUGAUUGUGCUCUUGCUCUUGUUUAUUGCUACUGAAUCUCGGCGCGGUUUUUGUGUUGCCGGCCGCCGCCGCGGCGCGCAUUACUGUUUCCCAAAGUUUCCAGGUUCUAACCUGCUUCUUUUAGGACGAUAAAGAUAAAGAUGGGGGUUUUCUUUUAUGGGAUCUAUGGCGUGAGGCAUACGAUAGAUUCCGAUGCUUUUGUUGCUGACGGCUCGUCUUGAGUGCCGUUGCUGUGUUUCUGUUGUUUCCUUUUCCGAGGGGAUUUAAUCAGAGCUUCGUCUGUUUGCUGCUGUGUCCGACCUACCUUCCCUGCUUCAGUCUAUAUGCAAUGCCCAUCCCAAAAACCUCGCUUUUCAGCAAUUCGUUCGUUCUUGACCAGAAGAUUCCACCAUUAUCAAAUCGUUACAUUUGCUCGGCGUUUUACGAGUCGCAGGAAAAGUUUUCCUCUUUUUCUGAAUUCUGAUGCAGUUUCAGUUGUUUCGAAAUUCAGAAUUGUAGCUGAAGGUUCAGAAGCUAGUACUACCGGCCAGUACUCUUUACUUUCCAUGGCUGAUGCAAAGGAUGACGAGGUCAUGACCGAGGCACAGAUUGCUCAGCCCCUGGGACGGUGGCCGAUACUGUCCUACGGCGUCGGCCACAUGCUGAAUGACAUCACGUCAGCUUGCUGGUUCACGUACCUGCUGCUCUUCUUGCAACAAAUCGGGCUUGCUCCAAGGGAUGCGGCUAUUGUGAUGCUCUCAGGUCAGGUCGCGGAUGGGCUGAUGACGGUUCUGGCAGGCGAGAUGAUCGACAGAUUUGGCCGUUUCAAGCUGUGGCACAUUGGAGGAUCAGUCCUGGUUGGAAUUUCCUUCUCUUCAGUCUUCGGUGGCUGUCUGCUCUGCACCAUUCUGGGGACAGAUUCAUACCUUCUGAGGACCGUCGGCUACAGCUUCUUCGCAGCGGUGUUCAACAUCGGUUGGGCGGCCACACAAGUUUCCCACAUGUCAAUGGUGAACUGCAUGACACUGAAUCCGACAAGCCGUGUAGCCUUAGCAAGCUGCAGAAAUGCAUUCACUAUGGUGGCAAAUCUUGGUUUAUACGCGAUUGCGUUAGCUGUCUUUGGUGCAGUAAAGGCGAAAGUAUGCUCAGACAUUGUUCUUCAGUACCGGUGGAUAGCAUACGUGUCCAUUUUCAUAGGAUGCUGCUUCCUGGUUGUCUUUCAUGCUGGAACAAAGGAACCAAACUUGAAGUCGGAAUCUAACUGUAAGAAGAAGGCUCGGAUUUCCUGGGGUUACUGGUUCAAGAAGACCUUGUACUACCAAGUCGCUCUCCUGUAUAUGCUUGCAAGACUGAUCACAAACGUGUCUCAGUCGCUCAUCGCGUUCUAUGUCACCAGGGAUCUGAGAAUGAACGAAUACUCGAAGGCAAUAAUACCAGCGAUCAUAUUCUGCUGCAGCUUCUUCGUGUCCAUUGUCCUGCAGGAGAUCAAGUGGAACAGCCGUCGCCUAAAGUCCCUCCUCACCAUCGGCGCGACGCUCUGGGUCAUCUCCGGCGUUGCGGUCUUCGUCCUCCCGAGCCAGAUGAGCAACCUGAUGUACCCUCUCUCCAUGGUCAUCGGCGCUGCCAACGCCCUCGUGAUGGUCACCACGGUUGGACUGGAGAGCGCGUUGGUAGGGGAGGACCUGAACGGCUGCGCCUUCGUCUACGGCUCGCUUAGCUUCUUGGACAAGAUCUCCUGCGGAAUCGCUCUGUUCGCUCUUGAAUCGUACGAAGACACGAUUAGCUGCGGCGAGACGAGGGGACUAAGCACGGUGAGCAGGUAUGGGACGGGCCUGAUCCCCUCGUGCUUCGCCGUCCUCUCCCUGGUUGUCACCUCCACGCUGAGGCUGCAGGACGCUGCCCCGAGAGCCGCCGCCCUGGAAGCUCCGCUCCUUGUCUGAAUGCUUCUGUUGAGGAACUGGUGAUUUCUCUGUUCUCUGUGUAUUCCAGAUUGAAGAAAGAAGAAAUCUGCAUCCUUUCCAAUUAGGUUUGAAAAGGCACAACUAUGUUGUCGCUUCUUUUCAAUUAGAUUUGAAAAGGAGGCUUCUUUGUACACAUGUUACCAUGCACCAUCAGUCCAUCACAAUUCCAGUUUUUAGGUGAAAAAAGAUGUAAUCGUUUGUGCAAAGCUUGUCUACACAUCAUCAGAUUAUUGUACAAUGUAGGAACGACACCAUC
This is a messenger RNA of Phragmites australis (common reed), 2210 nucleotides long. RefSeq lists its product as uncharacterized. Gene Ontology annotation, molecular function: symporter activity. The transcript is spliced from 12 exons. The coding region runs from base 338 to 1933 and encodes 531 amino acids. The record is from RefSeq and is a predicted model, not a curated record. Gene Ontology annotation, biological process: carbohydrate transport. Lineage: Eukaryota; Viridiplantae; Streptophyta; Magnoliopsida; Poales; Poaceae. Gene Ontology annotation, cellular component: membrane.